GGUUACGCCGGGGCCUCCUCUGUCGCAGAGAGGAAGGCGGGCCGACACCCGGCCCGCUAGGGAGUUGCCACAGUUGGCAGCCCGGGGCCAGUGGGGACGCUUCUCUGCACGCGGCCUGGAGCUGAGGGUGGGGACCCAGAGCGCAGCCUGAGGCCGGGGUCUCCGCCAUGGCCACGGCCAGGCCUCCCGGGCGCAGCUGCGGAGCCCUGCCCCGGUGGCUGCUCGCUGCUGCGCUGCUGCUGGGCCUGCGGCUCUGCAUGGAGUUGCACCGUGCCGGCUCCGGAUCCCCCGGCCGCAGCGAUCCCCCGGGGCCGCCCCGGCCGCACCUGCUGCCCGCACCCGGCCCUCCGCGCAACGCCAGAAGGAGGCAGGUGACCUACGUGCGCAGCGGGCGCCGUGCAUUGCCCCGGGGUGGCGGGAGCACGACGCUGGAGCCGAGCUGUUGCACCCCACGCGAGCUUCCCCGCAGGAAGGGUCCCCGGUGGCAUAUAGAGCUCCAGCCUUGGGCAGGCCCUGCUCAGUCCCUGGAUGAAGAAGCCUCGAGGUUCCUGAGCUACAUCAGCACCACUCAGAUUGCAUGUGAUCACAUGGGUACAAACAGCUUGGCUGCUGACUCCAGCCCUGCAACGAAGCCCUGGCUGGUGUGUCUUGAUGACAGGUUUGGCUUAGCUCAUCAAAUCCGCAGCAAGCGGUGCCGCCUCUACUCCUUAGGGCUGGGCAAUGAUGACACACACUUUGAGGUGAGCAUGGCCAAUGACGGAUGUGAAGUGCAUCGUUUCGAUCCUAGUGUCAAAUCAGCCCACAUUCUGGAGAGCCAGCGCCUCUGGCAUCACCGCUUGUCCAUUGACUGGCGGGAUCCACAUCCGGCUGUGGCUGCUCAAAAGCUACACAGCAACACCAGAAAACUGGGAAGCAUUUUGAAUGAAUUUGGGCAUCACAAGGAGUGGGUGGAUUUGUCUCCGUCUUGCCGUUUUGACAUGGUUUGCAGAGUGGGAACCAAAUGCACCUGGAGGGAUUAGAGGUGCUCCAGAAGUUCCCUUUGUAUGCUGUCCGCUUCUGAGAGAGACGAUGGGUCCGCUGUGCAGCUUCAACGUGGAGAGUCAUGUGACUCUGCACUUGCUUUAUGUGUCUUUAAUAAAAGCAUACAGCCUUUGACAGUAGAAAGCAGAGCGUUUGC
Onychomys torridus (southern grasshopper mouse) is the source of this 1177-nucleotide messenger RNA. It is a transcript of the gene Mettl24, whose product is annotated as methyltransferase like 24. The transcript is spliced from 5 exons. NCBI's taxonomy places the organism in Eukaryota, Metazoa, Chordata, Mammalia, Rodentia, Cricetidae. Bases 168 to 1019 code for a protein of 283 amino acids. The record is from RefSeq and is a predicted model, not a curated record.